Messenger RNA from Gadus morhua (Atlantic cod), 2669 nucleotides. RefSeq names its product nuclear body protein SP140. The record is from RefSeq and is a predicted model, not a curated record. Gene Ontology annotation, cellular component: nucleus. NCBI's taxonomy places the organism in Eukaryota, Metazoa, Chordata, Actinopteri, Gadiformes, Gadidae. The transcript is spliced from 20 exons. The coding region runs from base 168 to 2384 and encodes 738 amino acids. Gene Ontology annotation, molecular function: DNA binding; DNA-binding transcription factor activity, RNA polymerase II-specific; protein binding. Gene Ontology annotation, biological process: regulation of transcription by RNA polymerase II.
CUUUCGAAACAUCACUGCGUAAGGAAAUGAAUCGUUUAGCACCAGUUGUGUUUCAGUCCGUAAGCAAUUGAAUUGGAUUUUCCGUCAUAUUUUCGCAGGUUGCUUGUUGUUGUGAGUUUGUAAGUACAUAGCCUACGUAGACGUCUACUUGAGACUAUACGUGUCACAUGGUUAUCAUAUUUGUAACUACAGACGGAAUUGCAGACGGAACUAUCAAAAUGAACCCUUUGGAUACACUUGACGACCGCCAACUUCAAGGGUUUUUCAGGCGCAGUAAGACAGAAAUGUCUUGCAUGGAUAAGCCACAAUCACUUUUAAAGCAACUGCGGGACCACGAGCUCAUUCUUGAGGAGAAAUUUCAGGAGAUGAUCCGUAUAAAGAGCAAGGAAGUAAUGCAGGACAACGUAUAUGAACUUCUGAACUGGAUCGAGACAGAGCGACCCUUGGACAUCAGGUUGUUCUGGAUCUGCGUCUUCAAGGAAUUCAUCAUGACCCAGUACCCCACUCUGAAGCAGCUACAAGACUCUCUUCGCUCUCUGCCGAACGGGGAAAAUGCGGAGAUUUGGACGUUGGAUAAGUACAGGCACCAUCUGCCUGUUACCUGUGGUGACAAGCAGGGGACGCUCGACCGCGACAAACUGGCAAAAGGGGAGCCGUGCAUCCGGAGCAACAACGAGUGGUACACACCCAUAGAGUUUGAGAAGCUGGGCGGCAAGGAGAGCUCAAGGAACUGGAAGCAGAGUAUCCAUUUCCAGGGCCCCCCGUUAAAAGAGCUAUUGGAGCACGGACACCUGACAUGCCCGGGAUAUAAUAAGAGCAAGGCUAAGAAAUCAACGCUCCCCUGCAGCUCAAAUACCGUUUCAGCUAUCUCUGAAAGCGAAGAAGAGAUGGAGGAAGAGGAGGGGGAGGAGGAGGAGCUGCAGGCCAACCCGGAUGAAGAGGAGGUCAGCAUUGAGGACGAAGUGGAACUGCAGGGGAAUGACAGCUCUACCCAGCGUUCCGAUACAGGCUCCUUCCCACUUUCUGAUGAGGAGAGCAGUGGCGAACAUGCAAGGGAAGGACUCUCGGAAGACAAGUCCAUAGGGAAAGAGAGAGGGGGGAGAGAUAAACUUGGGAGUUUCUGUGACCGGGACGAGCAGCAGGGACACUCUUCUUCUCAGGCUUCUCCAAGGAAGAGGAAGCCAACCUUCGGCUCUCUGCCGAAGGGGGAAAAUGUGGAGAUCGGGACGUUGGAUAAGUACAGGCACCAGCUGCCUGUUACCUGUGGUGACGAGCAGGGGACGCUCUACCGCGACAAACUGGCAAAAGGAGAGGCGUGCAUCCUGAGGAACAAUGAGUGGUACACACCCCGCGCGUUUCAGAAGCUUAGCGGCAAGGGCAGCCGCAGUAACUGGAAGAAGAGUAUCCGUUGCAACGACACCACGUUAGAAAAGCUAUUGAAGGACGGACACCUGACAUGCCCGGGAUAUAAUAAGAGCAAGGCUAAGAAAUCAACGCUCCCCUGCAGCUCAAACACCGACCAAGGAGAUAAUCUGGAGGAAGUGACAGACGAGAGGCCCAGGGUCGGCCAGAAUGAGUUCAGAGUGAUAUGUGGAGCUCUGAGUGGGAUGCUGCACAAGAGCCGCUUUGCCUCAGGGAGGUGUGGGAACAGUAUUCGGACGGAGGACCGUUGGAUGAGUCCAGCGGAGUUCGUGGCGCAGGGUUCAGCAAUGGCUAACGCCCUCUGGAGGAGGGACAUCCAAUGGGAAGGACAGCCGCUCGACAGUCUCAUUGAGAGGAAGAUGUUGCACUUACACCCUGAGCAGUGUUUUUGUGGACUGUGCCAUCCAGACCCUCAAGCCCUGAAGGAACAGAAGAACGAUGAUGAUUGCUUUUUCUCGUGUGGGGGACUGGGUGACCUGGUGAUGUGUGACCACUGUCCACGCUCCUUCCACCAUAAGUGUCACCUGCCCCAGCUGGACCCCUAUAUAGUGGAGGACGACAGUAAAUGGAUGUGUACAUUCUGCAUCUGGAAUAGGAAUGAGUAUCUCCCUCGAACGACGUACGAAGAGACCCUCAUGAUUCCUGUCUCCAACCACAUGCUGCCGUGCCACUACCUGCUCCUGUCUCUGUACCAUGCAGACAAGGAUCACAUUUUUGCAAAAGAUCCAUGCAUCGAUGUGAGGGGAUACAGCUCUCAUAUCGUGACUCCUAUGUGGCUGGACAAGAUCACAGAGCAGCUCCUAGACCAGCAGUACACCAUCGGAAUGUUAUUAACCGAUAUCCAACUCAUUUUCUCCAACUGCGAUACAUUUAACCAGAAUAAACCAGAGUUCCGGGACAUGGGAAUCAAGCUGAAAGAGGUCUAUGAACAAUUUGUGGAAAAGGUUUUUCGCAGGCAGUAGCAGAAAAAUGCAACGUGCUGAUGGACCUUGGACAUGCUAGAAUUAAAUGCGUGGAUUUGUCACCGUGCUGCGUUUACCACGUUAAGGAACAAGGCAGUUUAGCAAUAAGAACGGGUACUCGUCUGUGUGAAAGGCAUAACAUUCCUUACUUUAACCUAAAAUAACUUUUUUAUAAUGUUCUGGUCUUUAAUGUAUAGAAAUAGGGCUGUCAAAUAUUAUCAAAUGGAAUGACACAUUAUCAUUAAUACAAAAUAUACUUCAUAAAUAAAAACUAGACCAAGUGAU